AUGCCGUCGCUUCCAUUACACAAAAGGGAUGUUCUACUCUCCAACUCCACCCAUGCUGAUCUUGCUUCCAUUCCUGCCAUUGGUACUUUGGGAAAGCUGCUACUAGGCGCACAGUUGGACUUGCGCACUGAUUCUCCUGUUGCUGCAAACACUCGUUUAGGCUACAAUCUGGCUAUUAUUGCCAUGCAACAGGAACUACCUGAAAUCGACCCUCCGUCGUUUGAAGUGGUUGACCAGACUCUAACCAAUGCUGCAAUCAUGAUAUCCAUCAUUCCAACCAUCUCCAUGAGUUCUAUCCAGCUGUCUCAGUUGGAAAGCAUUGCUGCUCGCUGUGCGUCCUUUAAUGCUCGUGGGCGUCAAGUGUUCCUUCGGUUUGCUCCCGACUUCAAUGCUGGAUGGAUGAUCUAUGGCCAGCAACCUACUGCCUUUAUCUCUGUCUGGAAUAAGCUGUUUAGUCUGCUAAAGUCUAACAGUGCUUUCAACACUUUGAUGGUCUGGUCUCCCUUUGAAGGCUCGGGAUACCCUUUUGCUGGGUUCAAGUAUAGCGCUCUUCCAAAGACUCUCGACUUUUCUAAACUCGAUACAAACAGCGAUGGGGCUCUCACUCCGUCAGACGAUCCAUAUGGCCCGUACUGGCCUGGAGGAAACUCGGUUGACUGGGUUGGUCUAUCCAUCUUUUACAAAGGUGCAAACUAUCCACAGAUUCACAACGAUAUUCCACCUCCCAACAGACUCCAUGACAUGUUCACUGGUGAGCUGGUUCCUGGACAAGUCAAUUUCUAUCAAGUCUAUGCUGAAAAAUUGGCCAAGCCAAUGAUGAUCAGUGCAACAGCUACUGUUUAUCACGUCACUGCCAACUCUUUAACCCCUCCGCCUGGUGGUGCUAACGAGGUGGAUAUCAAGUCUGCUUGGUGGAAGCAAUGCACUACCAACACAACCUUUCUCAAUCAGUAUCCCAAACUACGUGCCAUUGUCCUUGAAGAACGUGUUUGGAAUGGACAUAAUGCCGAGUCCGUUUGGAAAUUCGAUUGGAGAGUCUUGAAUAAUACCUUGUCGGCUUUCAAGAGUGACAUGCAUAGUGUUGAAUCCUCAUACGAAUUCGCUACGCCUUUGUCUGCAUACGUCAAGACAUGGCAAGGCGUGUCUGGUGUGCCUGCUAAUCGUCCACCGUCUAAUGCCGUGCCCAUUGUGCCUUGGGAUCCAAAAGCAAAUGCAGAAUCUGGCAACUCAACCUCACCUGCCAUCAACUUUGUUCAAUUAGGACUUGUUCCUUUAUUUUGCUUGGCAUUUAUAAGCAUCUUAAUUUGGUGCGCAAUCGAAUAUUUCUCCGUACGACGUCGUGCACUCAAUCCAUCAACUUCUGAAGAAAGUCUUCCGGAAAAUGCCUUGGCAUUUGCCAAUAACGAAUCGGGUGGUGAAAUAAGCUCCGUAAAAGAAGCUUUCGACUUUGACAACGUGGAUGAUCUAGACACUAUUGUAGAUGGAAGACCGGGUGGGCCCCAGUCUGAUCCAUUUGAUGACAAUAGAUCGUACAUUUCAUCUUCGAGUUUCAAUCAGAUGCGUGUAUGA
Molecule: messenger RNA, 1569 nt
Organism: Batrachochytrium dendrobatidis JAM81
Lineage: Eukaryota; Fungi; Chytridiomycota; Chytridiomycetes; Rhizophydiales
Exons: 2
Coding region: 1-1569 (522 amino acids)
Biological process (GO): substituted mannan metabolic process
Molecular function (GO): mannan endo-1,4-beta-mannosidase activity
Source: RefSeq, a predicted model, not a curated record